Amoebophrya sp. A120 is the source of this 5023-nucleotide messenger RNA. The record is from the annotation of a GenBank genome assembly. NCBI's taxonomy places the organism in Eukaryota, Dinophyceae, Syndiniales, Amoebophryaceae.
AUGCCGUCCUCCUUCCAACUCUCGUGGCCCUGCUUCUCCUCGAAGUCAUCAGGCUUCAUGAUGGCACCCUCCGUGACCAUUCUCCCUCUCGUUCUCCUCCUCCUCACCGCCACCGCCCGGAUCGCAUUAGCCUGCGAGCAUGGCGGUUCCGACUGCGAGGAGGACAGCUAUGGGGUUCUCAAACGUUACAUUUUCAACUGUUACAUGAAUUUGUCAUGCAAAAGCACUAUCAUCACCCACACGAUCAAGCUGCUUCGCAUGACAAAUUUGCGAAGGGCUAAAGAGCGCCUAAAUCUGUGCGAAAUUUGUAAUGCUAGAUGUGCAGCCGCCCCCCUUUGACUUUUGCUAUUCUACUUGCAUUACAAAUUCGUGUAACAGUUGAGAAUGUAACAGUUGAGAACGCCAUAACAGCGGCGCAUUUGGGAUUGCGCUAUUCUGCGUCUUGGCCGGCUUGGCGUGUUUCGGCUCGAUUAGGUACUGCUACCGGAACUGCUCGGGGGCGAAGGUAGGAGUCGGCUUUUUUGGCUCCUGGUGUGAACAAACAAGGAGGGGCUUGUUGAGAUUGUAAAGUUGUAAUGUAGUAUGAGAUCAUGGUAGUGAUGUGGCGAGUGAUGAUGAUUGCAGCAUCGUGUCGUUCCUUGUUUUAUUAAGUUUAACAUGCAAGCUUCCACUGCAGGUGCAAGCCGAUUUUGGAUGGAAUCGCAAGGGGUACAAGAAGAAAAAGCACGAGCAAAAAAACCGCGAGAAGCACCACAAGGAAGAAACUGAUCCCUCUGCCGCCGACCCUGCUGGUUCUGUGCAACCACCGGUACUGCUAACGGCGGACGGCAUUCAAGGUGUGGCUGCUACCACUGUUACCGGCAAAGACGCUGGCGUGGCGAAGGUCAUCGAACAACCGAGCAUGCUGGUCAACACCGCAGGUCUAAUAUGAGAGUGCACAACUUGAACUCCCCCUGCUCUACCACAUUUCUUCUUCUCAUGAAAAAAGCCAAACCCACAUCCACGCUUUGUCUUUGCGUUGUUUCCCUCUUGGUACUUUUCGCAUGACGUGCUCCUGCAGCCCAAGGAACACGACUACAACCGUAGGUGAAUCUGAAUUUGUCAUGCAACAGUUGCGCAGCUUUUUCCCUUGCUGACAUGUCUAUUCCUGCUCAUGCCUUGUAGAUCAGGAGGAAGAGGACGAAUUGUGCCCUCCUAUAGCUGAGUGUGCCGAUGGAACAAGGAGCUGCCGGGAUGGCGACCAUGAUCGUGAUCGCACAACAAGAAGCUACCGCUGGUGGUGGCGAAAACGCCGUCGCAGUGGAGGAUCCGGCCUCGCCCAGCAAGCAGUCGACCAUUCACGACGCAAUGACCCAAGAGCAGCAGGUAAAUUUUCGUGCGUCGUAGUAUUAGGUGCAGAAUAAAAAGAAAUCUAUAUUUGAUCGUAAUAAAAGCACCAUGAGAAUCGUUCUCCCAAAAUUUUUUGUAUUUCACAAUCAACUCCCUAUUCUGGACGAAGACGAUACUUGUGCAAGAAUUUUUAUGCAUAGGUUGCACUCGUCGGUAACUUGAAGUACAUCAGCGUGCUGGGCGGUGUGUGGGCAUCGGUCGCCUUUUUGCUCUGCUAUUCCCUGAAAAUUAGCCAUCCCCAUUCACUUUUUGCAUGACAAACACAGAUUUUACUACAUGUUUUGCAUGACAACUGGUUAAUUUUCACGGAAUAUCUGCUUCAUCGUGCUGGUCGGGGGGAACGUGGAAAGCGGGCUGGCGCUGGGGACGCUGACUGACCACAUCCGCACGAGGAGGACUUUAAGGACCACGACCCGCUUACUGAACGGAAACUGCGACGAGAGCAUGACCGGCAUCGGACGCGACUACCGGGGGUGUCAGACGCGGACCAGAACUGGCAGUCCUUGCGCCACCUGGCGCGGUUCUAUGUGGGAUCACGUUUACAGUGCUGACCACAAUUACUGCCGGAAUCCGGAUGGUGAUAGCGGAGGGAUAUGGUGCUCGGAGGUUGCAGGUGGAUGGGGCUACUGCAGUCCCCUGUCAACAACAACAUCGUCAGUCCAGAGUAGCAGUUCGGGAACGAGCAGCAGUUCGGGAACGAGCAUCACCACGACGAGCAGUAGUGCGGCUGGCGGAACAAGGUUGAAGAUCUCCCUAUGGGAUUCUCAAACGUUAACGUUACAUUCUCAACUGUGGCAUGAUUUGGCAUGCAAAAUGAAAAUUGCCAUCAAUAUCUAGUAGCAUGAUGAAGCUGCUGCUUCGCGUGACAAGUACAAGAAGUUCUCGACGCGCCAAAUAGAAUCAGAAUCUGCGCCAAAGAAGCCUGUAAUUCAAAAAGCGCAACAGGCGCCGCCCCCCUUUCACUUUUGCUAGUUUUGCAGCACAAACCCAUGUAACGACAAGAAUGUAUAGUAGCGUAGUUUGAGGGUCCCAUACCCCUCAGACUUUAACCUGUACGGCACUUCCGUUUGGAUUAACAACGAGCUAGAGGUCGCGUACUCGUACAGCGAGCUUGUUGACCUUGCCGGCGACUCCGAAGAUUUUCCGAAGGAUUGCAAGGCCGCCUCUUCACUGGCGACCGCCGGCCUUGUCUUCCUGUUGCUCGGUCUGCUGUCCACAGUUCUGUUGCUCCUCCCCAUCCUGAACCCUUCGAAGGCCCCGCGGACGGAAUUCCAGCAGUGGGUUUUGCGCACCGUUGUCGUCGAGAAGCAGCACCUUGUCCGGCCGGCUUUUCUGCUGCUCAGCUUCGCCUUCUUACUGCUGAACGUGGUUGCCCUCGUCCAUUGGUCCGCCAACUGCUUCAAUGCGGCCGCGAAAGCGCACGACUACGACACGGAGAGCUGGGGCUCGGCGUUCUAUCUUUACCUCUCCGGCGUUGGGCUGGCGACCAUGGCCUAUCAAAUGCACAAAUGUGUGGGUCUGGAAGAUUAAUACCAGGUUUGUCAUGCAUAUUUUGAAUGGCCCGUGACGUCUUUGAUGUAUGCCCUGGCAUCACAGAUUUUUAGAGGACUUUGUGAUGCCUCUGCCGCAUGAGAAAUUCCCUUUCCGCGUAGCACAAACUGGAGCUCUCUUGCUGGUCAUGCAAUAUAAAUUUUUUCAGAAUCCAGAGACAGCAUUACAAGUUUAGAACCUUCCAGACCCAGGAGACAUUUUUGCAUUUGAUAUGGCCGCCUGCGCGACCAAACUGUACCUGGACCGCGUGGACGACUGCUCGGACGAGAUGAUUACCGAAUUGCUGAAUCUUCCUAGGUACGCAUUGCAAAAGUAUCGUGCUAGUAUGAACUGCAUCACAAAUUUUAUUGCCAGAGAAGAAACUUGCAAUUUGUUAUGCUGGUUUGGGUAGAGCUAGAAGGUUGGAUUUGUACCUGCGCGACUGCAGUUAGUUUUAGUACGAGCACGAUAAGUACUUCUGCCGAGGAUUCUAGCAGCAGCGCCGCGACCACUGGUACGACUACUGGAGCCGACCGGAUCACUGCUGGUCAAGGUGGACCCGCAGGAGCGGGUGCUCGUCCGGUGCUUGCUAGUACAGCCGGUGGAGAGAAACAGGCCAGGACCGCACAGGUAGUAGAUUUUUAACUUUGUAAAGUAUUUCCAUACCCAUUUUUCAUUCCUUUCUCUUUCACGAUUGAUUAUGCUGCGGAUACUAAGUACCUGGCUUUAAUGAUCUCUCGCACAAAAUCAAAAUGAAUCUCAAAUCAUCAGAUUUUUCUCGGAAUUUCGGGCUUCAUUUCGAUUCUGAACCUGAUGCCAGCGACGCAUGAGUGGCUCCCGGUCGAUUGCCAGACGGACGUGUCGUUGAUGCAGGCGGCCGCGUUUCUCUAUGUGCUCGCGGCGGUGGGCAUGCAGUACUGGCUCCCCCGGGCGAUGGCGCAGGUGCUGCAAUGUACGGAUGACACCACACGGGAGCGCGUCGCGGCGUCCAAGCAGUUUUGCUUGGCUUUCGCUGGUUGCGGGACCGGUUUUUUCUGCAUCGCCCCGCUUGUCAAGUUUCCGAACGGUUGCGGCGAAGAGUUGCACGACGACGAUCCGCACUGGGCCACUUUCUUCCGGCACGUCGCGGCGACGGUUUGCUACAUCAUCGGGAUGAGCGUCGCGGCCGGCCAGCUGAAGGCUGCCGCGCGCCGAAACAAGAACUACUUGGGUAAGGAGCAGGCGGGUCGGGAAGAGGGACAACACGGACCGCAACUGGCAGCAGCUGCUGUCCAACAGAAGGCCGGCGGGCGAAUGAUGAUGAAGAUGUGAGACUGCACAGGAGACUUGUCGCAUCAAGAAUACGUUGUGAUAGAUAUUCAUCUAGACGGAGAUUAUCUUAUGGAUCAUGUAGUAGAUCCCACCUGCGCCUGUUUGCUCACAUGAUGCACUACAUGAGCAUGAUGUGAAUCGUGCAGCCGUAGUACGUGCUGCCACACUUCUAAAAUCAGGUGCAACAUAUUUAUUGGUUUCGUUGUUUUUAAGUAUGUACGCGAUUAAGAUCAUAACAUGAUUGACAUCCGGCUAGUCACCGGGCCGCUCUCUCAGUGGUUUAAUAAGAGCUUGCGCCGAGAAUGGGUGUCUGUGCACCGACGUGCCUCACCUGUUUAGGAAUUAUCCACAAGCUCGGACCGCAGGAGAUGUGACAUUCUUUUUUUGCGACUAGAGCACCAAGCCUGUUUCAUGAUAAAAUGCGGUUUUAUGUCUGCACAAGCCGGCGUAUUUUAUAGCAUAGAAUUUUUUAUCACGCACACUAAGAUCAUGAUGUCCAGUUCUACUGGGACCUCCCGGUCCCGGUAGAACAGAGAUUCGACUUUCAGAGGCGCUGCAAGAAUUUCAGCCGAAGGCAGGCAUGUUACGAUCAUAUUCCCUUAAUUCAAUCUUCUUUGAUGUUUUUGAUUAGAAUCAAAAAUAAAAAACCUAUGCAUCCUACGCAUAAGUUAGCAUUUUGUUUCGAGAACAAAGUCAAUAUAAAAGAGCCACACAAGAACGAAAUAAACUCUAAGGAAAAACGUCACGCAAGAACUCUCUAACAAUGAACGGAACCACUGUGAUGAAGGAACAU